AUGGCCGGGCUUACUGUGUCUUCUCGACAUCUUCUCAAUUCCCUCCAAGAAGAAGACAAACACCAGGGAACUAUCCCAGUCUCUCAGGAGAAAGAGAAACAGAACAGAAUCUCUUCCAUACUUCUACGCGGAGGGAUGCACCUUGCGCGGAACUCCCUUUCCGCGACUGAUGCUGAGAGUGCCGCCCGUCUCGGUUCGGAUCAGGUCGUGGCGGAGUGUGAUGUCUUGAUACCAGAUCAAGAUGAUGACGACUCACAGGGUCUAUCGGAAAGCUACACGAUAGAAAGCCUCGAAAUCUUAGAGACGAUUAUCCACAAGGAAAUCCGGAAGCACAGCUGCAAACGGCGGCUGGGAGUAGUUGCUGCCGAUCUGGAGAGACAGGCCUCGAUGUUUCAACAGUUGUGUUUCAAAACUCUGAAAGAGGCGCUUGUCUUCUUCCUUGUCACUAGGAAUUGGCUCCAGCUGCUGACAGAAAUCCUCGAGGUGGAGAGAGCCACGGUCUUUUUGUGGGACUCUAAUCAGGGCGAGCUCUAUUCGCGGUGUGCCACUGGGGGCCUAUCACAAGCCAUCCGUCUGAAGAGUGGCUGCGGGAUUGCCGGCGUCGUGUACGCAACCGGUCAGCCGAUGAUUGUGGAGAAAGCGUACUGCCACCCUAGAUUUAAUCCUGUGAUCGACAAAAAAACACAUUUCCGGACGAGGAACAUCUGCUGUGUCCCCCUUCGGCUAGGCGACAAGCCCCUUUCUCGACAAUGCUGA
Molecule: messenger RNA, 756 nt
Organism: Toxoplasma gondii ME49
Lineage: Eukaryota; Apicomplexa; Conoidasida; Eucoccidiorida; Sarcocystidae
Exons: 6
Coding region: 1-756 (251 amino acids)
Molecular function (GO): protein binding
Source: RefSeq, a predicted model, not a curated record